AUGCCAUCUCUACAAGAGACAUUUGUGGCGAAGACGUUUGACCCCACGUUGGACUUCUUCCUAAAGCAAGAGCAAGACUCGGUGGGUUUACGGAAGCACAGCGCUUCCCAUUGGAGGAUGCAGAACAUUGCUCAGGAAUCCGUGGACAGCUCCGAUGAUGAAUUUUUCGAUGCCCGAGAAGUGCUGGAGGGGAAGACUGCUAUGCUGUUAGGUAUGAGUCAGUGGAACUCUAAUGAUCUGGUGGAGCAGAUCGAAACCUUGGGCCAAAUUGAGGAGACACAAGAUACCCUAUACCGUCUCGGACGGCCACGCUGUGUCCCCCAGAGCAGUAUCGAUGGGCUAGAGGACAUGGAGAAGAAGUGUAAGACUCACGUGCUGAUCCUGGUCGUGCACGGUGGGAACAUCCUGGAUCCGGCGGGCGGGGAGCCCGGUACAAAGGAGACAGAUGUGGGGACUCUGGCCUCUGUUCUGGAGAAGGUUUCGCGUGCCCACUUCCAGGCUGCGGCGGAACACGUUCUCAUCAAGCUGGUUCCCUGCCCAGCGGUGUGUGCCGAGGCUUUCUCCCUUGUCUCCAAUCUGAACCCCUACAGUUAUGACGAGAGCUGCGUGUCCAGCAGUGUGGACCACCUGCCCCUUGCCGCCCUCCCCCUGCUCGCUAUCGCCGCGCCUCAUUACCAGGACGCCGUGGCAACCGUCAUCGCCCGUGCCAAUCAGGUUUACCACAGUUUCCUGCAAUCCCCAGACGGCCAGGGUUUCACCGGGCAGGUGUGUCUGUUGGGAGACUGUGUGGGUGGCGUUCUGUGUUUCGACGCACUGUGUUUCAGCAGCAGUCCAAGACACUCCAGUCCCAGCCACAGCAGCAAACAAAACAGCACUGAGAGCCUCAAGGAGAACGCAGGCUUGCUGGGAGAGGCCAGCCCUGGAUUAAGCUCCAGCAAACGCCUUAGCAAGAGCAAUAUCGACAUCUCUGCCCCCAGUGAGAGCCACGCCCGCCAGCCGUCCCUCAGCCGCAAACAGAGCGACUCAUACGAUGGAGACUCCUCCAGUGGACAGCACCACUCGUUCCUUAGCAGUCUGAUACAGGAUGGAGUGGAUCACCGCCCAGGCAGCAGUAAUAGUCUGGUGCUGAAUCCAGGGCGCUUUGACUUUGAGGUGUCAGAUUGUUUCCUGUUGGGUUGUCCUCUUGGACUGGUUCUGGCCAUGAGACGGACAGUGCUUCCCGCUGUUCAGGUGGCCCAAUUACGUCCAGCCUGCUCUCAGAUUUUCAAUCUCUUCUACCCUUCUGACCCCUCCGCCUCCCGACUGGAGCCCUUACUUCACCCCCAGUUCCACAAACUGCCCCCUUUCCCCAUGCCUCGAUACCAGCGCUAUCCACUGGGCGAUGGAAGAUCGACCCUCAUUGUUGAUGACAUCCCAAACCACCCUGAAGUGUUCCUGGAGGGUGGAGGGCCAGUUCCAAGUGGACCCCCGCCUUCCCCAUCUCCCUCCCAGACAGAGAGAGGGGGAGGCAAGCUGAGCGGUGGAGUGCGCAGGCCUAGUUUGACCAGCAUGGACAGCGAAACGUCCGGGUGUUUGGAGAGUCGUCUCAGCUCCACUGUGGCUAACAUUUCAAGCACCUGGUGGGGAUCAGCGCGGAUAGACUACGCCCUGUACUGCCCAGAUGUUCUGACCGCUUUCCCCACCGUGGCCCUGCCCCACCUCUUCCACGCCUCUUACUGGGAAUCCACCGACGUGGUGGCCUUUGUGCUCCGUCAGGUCAUGCAUUGCGACUGUGUGAAAGCCCAGGAAGCUGAUAGCUCGGACUCCGCCCCCUUCUCGCCCUCCAGCCCACGGGAGAAGUGGCUGCGCAGGCGCACGCAUGUCAAGUUGAGGAACGUCACUGCUAACCACAGAGUGAACGAUGUCAUCGCGACCGAGGACGGUCCACAGACGCUGGUCGGACGUUUCAUGUACGGUCCUCUCGACAUGGUCACACUGACAGGCGAGAAGGUUGAUAUUUUCCUCAUGACGCAGCCUCAGUCUGGGCGUUGGGUUCACUUUGACACAGAAGUGACCAACAGCAGUGGAAGAGUUUCCUACACCAUCCCCAAGAGCAAGAAACUGGGUUUGGGGGUUUAUCCCAUUAAAAUGGUCGUCAAGGGUGACCAGACGAGUGCGGAGGCUUUCCUGACGGUGUUGCCGCGGGGGAUGGAGUGUGUGGUGUUCAGUAUUGAUGGUUCCUUCGCCGCCAGUGUUUCCAUCAUGGGCAGUGACCCCAAAGUGCGAGCGGGCGCAGUGGACGUGGUCAGACACUGGCAGGACCUGGGCUAUUUGAUCAUCUAUAUCACGGGGCGUCCGGACAUGCAGAAACAGCGCGUGGUCUCCUGGCUCUCCCAGCAUAACUUCCCCCAGGGCAUGAUCUUCUUCUCCGAGGGCCUCGUUCACGACCCCCUGCGUCAGAAAACCAUCUUCCUCCGAAACCUAAUGCAGGAGUGUCACAUAAAGAUUACAUCUGCCUACGGCUCAAUGAAGGACAUCUCUGUUUAUAACAUGCUGGGACUAAGUCCCUCACAGAUCUACAUUGUGGGGAGACCAUCCAAGAAGUACCAGAAUCAGUGCCAGUUUUUGAGUGAGGGCUACGCGGCACAUCUGUCCUCCCUGCAGUUUGGCCACAGGGCGCGGCCGAAGAAAAGCCCCUCCGUUCGCAUGGUGCUGAGGAAGGGUUCCUUCGGCCUGUCGGCCAAGCCCGACUUCCUGUGCAAACGCACGCACCUGCGCCGGACCAUGUCGGUCCAGCAGCCCGACCCGCCGUCCACCCCCAACCCCAAACCCGAACGGGCCCAGAGCCAACCCGAGUCAGACAAAGACCACGCCGGCGGAGGGGGCGGGGGCCACGGUGGAUGGACGAGAGGCUCCAUGCACCGUGGAGACACCACACCCUAA
This is a messenger RNA of Chanos chanos (milkfish), 2922 nucleotides long. RefSeq names its product PITPNM family member 3 (gene pitpnm3). The transcript is spliced from 20 exons. Gene Ontology annotation, cellular component: cytoplasm. Gene Ontology annotation, molecular function: phosphatidylinositol binding; metal ion binding; phosphatidylinositol transfer activity. Lineage: Eukaryota; Metazoa; Chordata; Actinopteri; Gonorynchiformes; Chanidae. Bases 1 to 2922 code for a protein of 973 amino acids. The record is from RefSeq and is a predicted model, not a curated record. Gene Ontology annotation, biological process: phospholipid transport.